Messenger RNA from Ilex paraguariensis (yerba mate), 270 nucleotides. NCBI's taxonomy places the organism in Eukaryota, Viridiplantae, Streptophyta, Magnoliopsida, Aquifoliales, Aquifoliaceae. The record is from the annotation of a GenBank genome assembly.
AUGUCAGAGUUACUUAAUCAGAAAUCUUCAGUACAAGGAAAAAUUCCUUCGGCCUAUAUUAAUGCUCUAUUUGAUUUAACUGGAGCCUGGUUGAAUGAUGCUGCGUAUGCCAAAUAUCUGGCAUUUGAUGGUUAUUUUAUCUCACUCUGCUAUUUGCACCUGACAACAUCUCCACUAGUACUCAAAGAUGAAGUUAAGAAGGCUGUUCCAUCUCAUUGGGAUCCAGCAUUGUUAUCCAGGUUUCGUUCUAUCUGGGGUAAUGUAGCAUAG